Molecule: messenger RNA, 1686 nt
Organism: Symbiodinium natans
Lineage: Eukaryota; Dinophyceae; Suessiales; Symbiodiniaceae
Source: the annotation of a GenBank genome assembly
AUGAGCUUCGCGAAGGGGCCUGGGCUUGGCGUACUCAAGGUCAACACGCCAUCUUCCUUGUCGGUUUUUGCGUGCGACCGUGAGGGCACGCGCCGAAAUGAAGGAGGCGACCGGGUGGUGGCGGCUUUCUCACACCCCGAGGAGUUCCAGGAUGUUUCUGUGGAGGAUUUGCAGGAUGGCAGGUACAAAGUGACCUUUCUGCCAUUGACGCCGGGGAGCUUCAGUCUCAAGAUCUCCAUCGGGCCGGAAGGGGCCGAGGAGGACUUGGGAGGGUGCCCCUUCAUCGUGGAGGUGAGACCGCCGGCAGUGUACCACGCAAUAGGGGUGGAACCGGAGCCGGAGGGCAAACCCCAGCUCGGUGCGGGCAUGGCAACCCUGUCCUGGCGAGAUGGACGCUUUUCAGACUGGACGGUGCAGGUUGGCGAGAAAACCUACCACUUGCAUGCGUUUCUGCUGGCUCGGGCGUCUCUAUUCUUCGAGAGCCACAUGAGUAUGGCCUCGCGAGCUGAGUCGGACGGCAAGGCCGCCAAGGGCAGCGACCUGAGCGAGGUCUUGCCGCAGUCAUGCCACGCAGCCUUCGAGGACGCCCUCGACUUCAUGUACUCAGAGAACCAAGCAGCCUUCGAGGCACCUGCGUCGAAGGCUUUGCUCCUGUUGAAGAUUGCCGAUAUCCUGGGCAUCAACAGCCUCUUCGAUGCUAUGGGCCGCCGGAUCGAGGCUGCCUUUGCCGACACUGCGCCUCUGCUGCUGGAGCAGUAUUGCCGCUUCCAUAUUCCAGGUACGGAUGACGGUGCUGCUCUCCGGCAAAUCCGCGAUGGUGCAGUGGAUCUUAUCGUCAAGAAGUUUCAACCCUUCAUAACGAACAACGACAUGAAGACAGCCUUGCUGCGUCUUCCUGCGCGCGUCUUGGCGGAGAUCCUGGAUGCCGACGAGCUUCUGGUCGAAAGUGAGGAUGCAGUCUUCGACUUUGUCCUGGAUCGGCUCCAGCUUGGCGAGUCGACCGAGCUGGAAGGAGGACACAGUGCCGAGUCCCGCUCUGAGCCACCCGAGACGGGCAAGGCAAGCACUUCUCGCCUGGACUACAUGGAUGAGAGCGAUGAGGAGGCCCUGUGGGAGGAAGUGCGCUGGGCCUAUCUCAGCUCGCGGAAGUUUGCCCAGGCGCUGGCGCUGCACAAGACCCUUUUGAAGCCACAGGUCACCCUGCGAGCGCUGACUGCCCGGGCUGCGCGUUUCGACCUUGGAGGCGCGGAAGCGUUCGCCACACUUGGCUACCAGGCUGUCGUUCCGCGGAAGCCCAUCUUGCCACCCGGAGUGCCGCCGCCUAGCUCGACCGAGAUUGACUUCUGCUUCCACUACGCGCACUCCGAGCAGUAUGCUUGCGGACAGGCACUGCGGUCGCAGCCAAAGCGCAUUGGCGAUGUUGUCCUGCGAGUUCUUGUCUUCCCUGCCGGAACUGAUACUGGUGUAGCCAGGGGGUCGCUCUCCGUCUUCCUUGAGGCUGUACCCCAGCCGCACUGGCCUCGCGACUGGGAGUUCGCCAACAUCAGGUACGGCAUCGCGUGCAUGAAGUGGCCCUCAGGCAGCGGCGAGACCUGUCCCGCUCCAAAGAAAAAGAGUGACCUUUGGACCUUCAAGGCCAACGUUUCAUUCAUCCUUUCCUCGCGUGCUUUUCUUCCCUGGCUCUAA